This is a messenger RNA of Physcomitrium patens, 3070 nucleotides long. The record is from RefSeq and is a predicted model, not a curated record. Lineage: Eukaryota; Viridiplantae; Streptophyta; Bryopsida; Funariales; Funariaceae.
CACCACGACGAGGAUGCGGGAGAAAGAAAGAGAAUGUCUCUUACGGUUGGGGGAGUAUUAUUAUCUAAAAUUUAUUGUUAUAUAAUGAUAAUUAUAAUUGGGGUAUUCAGUAAACCGGAGUAUUAUUGCAAAGAAGAAGAAAAGAGGAAGUAAUCGUGUGUCGCGUUAAAUUAGUUGCGCAUGCGGCUUGCCGCAUUCUAGAUCGGGUUGGUUUGCUGUUGCAUCCAUUGCCGUCUGGCUCCCGAAAAGGUAACCCCCGUCUUCCUGGCAGCAGCAAUUCGUGGUGGUCGAUGCGUCCACUGGGAAUAGCUGCGGUGGCUUUUCCAUGGAUCGUCAGCGUCCGUCGAUUAAAUAUCUGUGGGGUUAGAGAGGAAAUUUUGGAUUUGGGCUCUCUUAGGGGACUGGGAGAGGGAGAGGAAGAGAUUGAGAGAGAGAGAGAGCACUUGGCUGACGAGCCACGGUAGAAAAUUAUUGGAAGGGAGGUGCUUUCUUUCUGUAUUCAAUGUCCUUCUGUCACUACCCCCUCCUGGGUUGUGGUUGGAAGUGAUCAAUUCCAGAACUGGGUGAUGAUGCCCUACGACCGGAGUGAUAGGCAGUGGAGAGCGAAAGCAAAAAUAUUGCAAAGAAAGAAAACUAAAAACAAAAAACAAGUUAAACAGAAGGAAAUCGAUUGUGUACGCGUCGCUGGACGUUGUCGUCAUCGUCAUACGCAGCAGUGGUGAUUGUUGCGUGAGGGCUUUUACAUUUUUUCAAGUCUGUGUUUUGCAUGAUGCGGGUUCUGCCAGUGUGACAGAAUUAUAGUUUCACUUGAGGGGGUUGAUUGAUCGAGCCCGCGGAAGUGGAGGGAGGGAGCCGAGGAUUGGAGUACCUAGCGCAGGGCAGGAAAAUUGGGUUUCUGUGCGCCUGGCCAGGAGUGUCUAGAUAGAAUGCAUUGGGAGAAGAGCUACUGCUGCUGCAGAUUGGGGUUUUAGUGCGGGAGCUAGCGGAGUAAGGGACGAGUUGCAGAGUGACCUGAGAGAUAGUGGCCUUGAGGCAAAGCCUGCACCGUCUGAAAGAGGGGCAUGGUCAGCUCAUAUCUGCGCAAUAACAACGACGACUGGGUUUACAAUCCCGAAGAUUUGCUCACCUACCGUGUGGAGAAGGCAUUGGACGACGUAGAAAGGUGUGCAAAAGAAGUAAGGUCAUAUGGUGGUGGGAGAAUUAGGAAGCCGGGACGGCGGAAAAAGGCAGCGCAGGUCAUAGUGCGAUGGAUUUGGGGUCUGGCCGUGACGGCACCGAUCAACAGCAACAGCAGCAGCGAGGUCCGCAUCAAACUCAGCAGCAACAACAGCAACUACCUCAACCCCAGCCACUCGCAUCGUUGCCUACCUCUAUUCCCUUGCUACUGCCGCCGGCGCUGGCCGUAUCCAACUACCACCCCACUCCAGUUUCAGUGCAGCCGCAGCACCAACAGCAUCAUGAGAUGCCAGGUGCUGCGAAGCCGAAGCUGCUGAAUACUCCAAGCGGCAACGGAGGCUCGGUGCAAUCCAAGAGCGACCAUGUAGCCGCAGAUCAGGCUCGCGAGAUCGUACGUCAAGCAGUGCAGGUUGCGGGUGCAGCCUCAGAAUCGGCAUCCGCGAAGCUGUCAAAUGUGAAGAAGGGUGCCUUCCGGUACCGGGAGUGCCAAAAGAACCAUGCAGCCAGCAUUGGUGGACACGCCCUCGAUGGUUGCGGGGAGUUUAUGCCCGGUGGCCAAGAAGGUACGGUGGGCGCGCUCCGGUGCGCGGCCUGCGACUGCCACCGGAACUUCCAUCGUCGAGAAGUCGAAGGCGAAGUUCUGUGCGAGUGUAAGCGCAAGCCGAAGCCUGGUAUGCAACUGGGUGCAGGGAUUGUCACACCCCACCAGCUGCCCGGCGGGACCAACACAUCUACCCCAAUGGGAGCUCUGGCGCUCCCGCCCAGCGCUGGCGCUAUGACACCGUUGACGACGGCUGCAUUGAGCGCUGGCGGUCUCACCGACAGCGACGAGCAAGACGACGGUCUUGGUAACAGUGCCGGUGGCAUGAUGAUAUCCAUGAGGUCCCCCUCUGCGAUCAAGAAGCGAUUCCGGACGAAAUUUUCGACAGAGCAAAAGGAUCAGAUGUGUGCGUUUGCAGAGGAGCUCGGUUGGCGCAUCCAGAAACACGACGAAGCGGCCGUGCAGGAGUUCUGCACGACGGUCGGCGUCAAGCGGCAUGUCUUGAAGGUGUGGAUGCAUAACAACAAGCACACUGUAGGAAAAAAGCCGUAACCUUCAUGACAUCUGCAAUUCUUGGCAAAGUAGAUGCACCUCUUCAUUUUUCUCAGAUGUACCUUGAUCAACUACGAUCCACGCUUCUCCUCCCAUGCGGUUGACAAGUCUUUAUGCUCAACGACACUCCAAAUUCUGCUUACUAAGUAUCAACCGCCUGCGACAUCUUGAGCUUUCACAAUCUGCCAUGCCGCUAUGCAUGGCACAGUUGCCGCCUGAGUUCUCAGGAGCCUUGUUAGUUAAAGAAUUUGGUCCACAAUAAGAUCGGUGGUUGUUUUUCAUUCGAAUCAUUUUGGAUGAAGCGUGGAUCACUCAGCAGAACUUCCAUAGCUGUCGAGCUAGAGUACUUGUUCAAUUGAAACGCCCUGCUGCGUCACUGCUCGGCCAGCUCACGAAGACGAUAAUGACCCCUGUUUGUAAAGUACUAGAGAUUAGCUUCGAUUUCGUUGGCUCAAGUGUAGCACUGGUAGAUCAAAAGUACUGUGGGAGUAAUUGAUAGACUGCUACAAUUUCUAGAUUAGUUAACAUUGAAUCACAUAAGAGAGAUGUAGUAGCAGCAGCUUGGAUUUCAUUUCGGUCGAUUGCAUUGCCAGCAUUGGCAUCGAAGUCGACAUGUUCUAGAGCCCGCUCCUGCGGAGCUGUGAGUGACCCACGUGAUGCCAUAUCAGCAACAACGACGCAGCACAAUGUUGUCCCAGAGGAUCAUAUCGGGAAUCUGGGCUUCAUUGUCACAUUGUAACGUGGUUGUCAGAAUACUCUCUCCAUUUAUUUAUACCUAUGAUAUUAUUUCUUCUUGCUCAA